This is a messenger RNA of Cuscuta campestris, 933 nucleotides long. NCBI's taxonomy places the organism in Eukaryota, Viridiplantae, Streptophyta, Magnoliopsida, Solanales, Convolvulaceae. The record is from the annotation of a GenBank genome assembly.
GGUACUGAUUUUGCAUGGUGGAAAAUGCAAAUAGAGGCGUUGCUUGGUGAGUGCGAUUUGGACAUGGUACUGGAAGAGAAACCGGAUGGAAUGGAUAAGGCUGCUGAAGCAAUUUGGGACUCAAAGGACAAAAAGGCAAGAGCUCUGUCAAAUAUGUAUGAGAAACCGUCGGCCGGUAAUAGAGUGUUCUUGAUGAGGAAAUUGUUCAUGAUGAGAAUGAACGAGGGCAGCCCAGUUGCUGAUCACAUUAAUGAGGUCAAUUCGAUCUUGUCAAGGUUGUCAUCAGUAGGCAUGAAGUUCGAUGAUGACACUCAGGCUGUGAUUCUGUUAUCUUCCUUGCCUGAUAGUUGGUCGGGAUUUGUGACAACGGUUACUGAAACUGCUGGAACAGGAAACUUGAAGUUUGAUCGAAUACGGGAUAGUGUUUUGGGUGAAGACAUUCGUCGGAGGAACGCUAGUGGAGGAUCUACUUCUGGGUUACUCAGUGUUAGCAGGGGAAGAGGUAAUAACAGAAACAGUGGGAGUCGUGGGAAGAGCUCGUCUAAGGCUGGAAAGAAUGUGGUGUGCUGGGUCUGCAAAGAAGUUGGGCAUGUCAAGAGACAAUGCCCAAACAAGAAAAACGAAAUUAGCGCAGUUGUUGGGAAUGCAUCUGAUGAUGAUAGUGAUGCAUUGAUACUCAGCAUGGAAAGCUAUGUUGACUCUUGGGUCAUGGAUUCUGGUGCUUCGUUUCACGGCAUGCACAGCGGUGAGGCGAUGGUGAAUCUCAAAAAGGGAGACUUUGGAAAGGUAAAGUUGGGUAACGGGAAAAUCCUUAAAGUGACAGGCAUGGGAGAUAUUGAUCUAAAAACUUCAUUUGGAACUACUUGGAGCUUACAAAAUGUCAGGGUGAUUCCAAGACUGAAGACAAAGUUGAUCUCAGUCGGACAAUUGGAU